CAAAUAUAAUCUGUGUGUAUAAUCCACACUAUCACAGUCAUUAUUCUUCAACAUGGUUGUAAAAUUUGAUGAUCAAGAGAGCACAAAACCGACAUUGAAAGCAUUUCUAGAAAUAUUCUUCGCAAUCGACAAAGACCGUGAUGAAGAAAUUACAAAGAGUCAACUAAAGAGACAUUUUGAAACUAAUCGUCGAGAUGAUGAUCUAAUUGAGAAUUGGAUGAAGUUAUUUCAGUUAAGAAAGACUGAUCGUCUCAGUCUAGAAGAUAUUUGUGAACAUCUACAAUUAAAUAUUGGAGAUGUUCGUCAACAAAGAAGUACACAACUAAAAUCAGCCGAAAAUUCAUUAUCAUCCUACACUGAUAAUCAACGGGUACUUGGAAAUGAUGUACAGGUGAUCGUUGAUCAGAUGCCAAUGGAUAUGAAAUUAAAAAUUACAAAUGAAUUUAGAAAAAUAAUCACAGAUAAUGUUGAUUUCAAUGGACUAAAAUUAACAGAAUAUAUGAAACAGUUUAUGGAUAAAAAUUUCUCCUCAUCUUGGGUUGUGCUAAUUGUCAAAGGUUCAUAUUCAACUACAUUUUUGCAUCUUGAGGAUUGUGCAUUUCAAUUUCGUUUGAAUAAUUACAGUUUUGUUGUUUGGAGAACAUUUUUUGGAUUUAAUUAGGUUUUAAUUUUAUUUCCCACAGUUAUAACAUUAGUAAGUAAUGAGACACUGUUGUCAUAAUUCCUGAAAGUAAAGUGUAUAUUCAGUUUGCUUACUAUUAACAAUAAAUUAUCUUUGGUUCUGGUAUAAUCUCA
Molecule: messenger RNA, 795 nt
Organism: Schistosoma intercalatum
Lineage: Eukaryota; Metazoa; Platyhelminthes; Trematoda; Strigeidida; Schistosomatidae
Source: the annotation of a GenBank genome assembly